Molecule: messenger RNA, 1344 nt
Organism: Aureobasidium pullulans EXF-150
Lineage: Eukaryota; Fungi; Ascomycota; Dothideomycetes; Dothideales; Saccotheciaceae
Exons: 3
Coding region: 1-1344 (447 amino acids)
Source: RefSeq, a predicted model, not a curated record
AUGACGAAAUCAUUCUUACCUCCUCCUGAGGCUUUUGCGACAUAUCCGGCACCCAACUACAUCGAUCCACAAACCAGAGGGAAAGCAACCUGCAUUACAGCAAUCGUAUGCGGUGUGCUUAGUAUAUUCUUCGUCUCCCUCCGCUUGAUCGCUCGCCUACGCAUUAAACGCGGACUCGGCUGGGACGACUUCUGGAUCCUCUUUGGCCUGAUCUUCGGCAUCUGCUUCUACAUCAACAUAAUCCUCGGCACCCAACUCUGGGGCUACAAAUACCACAUUUGGGAUUUACCGCCUCGAUUAUACAAAGGAGCCGCCAUCAUUGAAAUCACAGCUGUGUUGUUUUUCCUGUUGAGUACGUCUGGGAUCAGGAUGAGUCUGUUGAGUUUUUAUUUGCAUCUUGUGAGGGAUGCGGGGAGUGUUGGGUGGAAGAGGACGAUUCAUGGGUUUGUGGUUGUGACUAUUGUGUUGAGUUUGGCUUUUGGGUUGACUGCUGUGUUUAGAUGCACUCCUGUAUCGGCGUAUUGGACAUAUCCAAUGCCUGAGGAUGCGAAAUGCUUUGACGACUCGAUCAUCACUUUGGUCGGUGGUGUUUUGGUGGUUGUUGCAGACCUCUGCACCAUGUUACUUCCACUCCCCGUCGUAUUGUCCUUCAACAUGCCAAUUCGCCAACGCAUCUCCGUCGCCGUCCUCCUCUCCCUCGGCAUAGUCGUCACAAUAGUAAGCACAACACGCACAGUAUACCUCUGGAAAUCCCUCAUCGGCACCUACGACAUAACCUGGGAAAGCCACCCCCUCCUCAUCUGCGGCUCGGUAGAAAUCGUCCUAUCAAUCGUAUGCGCAUGCCUCCCCAGCAUAAAACCCCUCUACGAAAAAUUCUGCAAUUGGCUGUCUCAUCAUCGUCAUGGUUUUCGCAGUUUCCUCGACAACAGCUCCACCGAUGACACUACAGCUGUAGGAUCGAAACAGCAAUUUUCGUCCAAAAAGCCUCCAUCUCUAUCAUUGGAUAUGUCGAAUGCGAGUUUUUCAAAAGGGACGAUACAUGCAAUGUAUCCAUUAUCCACAUUCACCUCUAUAAAUGGAAAAAUGGGAAGGGUGAGUGAAGAAGAGGGGGAGGAAAUGCCAGAGACACCGAUGAGUUGGGUUAGCGAGAGUGGGAAGGGGAGUAGUGGGAGUUGGUUGAGUGGGGGGUUGACACCGACGAGUGUGAGUUUGCCCAGUCCGACGAAAAAGGAUAAGUUACAAGUCGACAGUCACGAAGCUUAUUCAGUAAGAGGGAGUGAAGACGAUGACGGCACAGGAAUCACGGUGAAGAAGAGUGUGGAUAUCGAAUACAGUGAAGCUUGA